Molecule: messenger RNA, 1108 nt
Organism: Helicoverpa armigera (cotton bollworm)
Lineage: Eukaryota; Metazoa; Arthropoda; Insecta; Lepidoptera; Noctuidae
Gene: His2Av
Product: histone H2A.V
Exons: 5
Coding region: 149-538 (129 amino acids)
Biological process (GO): heterochromatin formation
Cellular component (GO): nucleosome; chromatin
Molecular function (GO): structural constituent of chromatin; DNA binding; protein heterodimerization activity
Source: RefSeq, a predicted model, not a curated record
CCACUUCCGCUUACGUACAAUUGGCUGCCCUGAUUGCAACGUACGAACGGCGGCGCUGCCAUCUUUGUUUCUAGCGCUUUGGCUUGGCGCCUUUCCUGUGUUGGUUGUUCACUGUCUGUAGUGGUCAUAGUGUGUUACACGUUUCAAAAUGGCUGGCGGUAAAGCGGGUAAAGAUUCUGGUAAAGCCAAGGCCAAAGCAGUGUCCAGAUCGGCAAGGGCCGGGCUUCAGUUUCCCGUGGGAAGGAUUCACAGACAUCUUAAAAAUAGGACUACGAGUCACGGACGAGUCGGGGCAACAGCAGCCGUUUAUUCAGCAGCUAUUCUCGAAUAUUUGACGGCCGAGGUAUUGGAGUUGGCGGGAAACGCGUCUAAGGAUCUAAAGGUGAAACGUAUCACACCGCGUCACUUGCAACUAGCCAUCAGAGGAGAUGAGGAGCUAGACAGCUUGAUCAAAGCUACCAUCGCCGGUGGUGGUGUGAUUCCCCACAUACACAAGUCGCUCAUCGGCAAGAAAGGCGGCCCUGGUGCUCCCGUUUAAUUAUAGGUAAUCUUCGAUACCACCUUGCUGCAUUUGACUCCGGGCAUGUUUUCUAUGAAACUUAUCAGCUGAUUGACAAAUAGUUUCCAAACAAGUUAGUGAUGUGAACUGUGGAGUGUUUCCAGGGAACUGUUGGGUCCGGACUAAAUCGUUUAGUAGUUAAUAAGUACUAGAAAUAUCUUAGUAAUAAGGAGAUUUAAUACUAUUGUAGAAUUAAGUUUAAUUUUCUUGUUUGUUCAUGGGACAUGAUAUUUUUCUAAAACAUUGAUUAUUACAAUGACAUAAACAUAACAUUAUAAUUAUCAUGCUACCAGUUUCAGCUGAUGUUGAACGUGUCUGUAACUGUCAAAGAAACUGGUGCUUUUUAAUUUAUGGUUUGAAUUUAAAUUUCAUAUUAUGCAACCUUAAUGAAUACAUAAUUUGUUUGUAGCUAUAAGCUGUUGUAAUUUUUUUGCAGCAUUUUGCAUUUUCAAGUGAUGGAGAUGAAAAAUUUGUAAUUUGGUAUGAUUGAACUGUUACGAGUUGUAAGAAAUGUAUUUUGAUCUUUGAAAUAUAUUGAGAAAACACUGA